ACAAGCUCGCUUUGAGCUCUGGCCAGAUUUUCGGUGUGGACUACUGGAGUUGAGAUUUUUGGAGGCAGUGAGAGUGGGACGCAUUUUUUGGAGGGGGAUAGAGUGAGAAGCCACGUUUGGGAAAGUUUAAUUUACACAUCGCUGGAAAAUACACCAGGUUGACGUGUCACCAUGACAACAGAAGCGGGGACUGAGACAGAGGUGAAGGAGAAAUCGGAGGAAUCAGCUGCUCAGCCCGACCAAUCAGAGAAGGCUACAGAGGAAAACCAGGAAGUAGCAAGUGCUGAGAACGUGGCGACAGAAGGAGAGGAGAAGAAGGAGAAGGAUAAAGAGGGGAAGGGAAUCUCUCGAUUCCUACCGCCAUGGCUUAAGAAGCAGAAGUCUCAAAGCCAGGUUCCAGGCAAAGAGACCUCCCCCACCAAGGAAGCCCCACGCACACAGGAAGCAGUUGCCAAGGUGACAGAGGAAGAGGAGGGGCCUGCACCAGCAGUGAACGGUCACCCAGAGGAAGUGGAAGAGAAGGAGGAAGUUAAGUUGGAGCAAAAGAGAGAAUCUCCGUCAAAGGCCAGUGCUGACACCCAGCCUGCCAAAGAGGAGAAGGUAGAGGAAAGCGCAGAGAAAGCACCUGAAGAGGCCAAGUCGACAGCAGAGGGAGAAGGAGCAGAGGAGGAGAAGAAGGAGCAGAAAGGAGAGGUGGAGGGUGAAGGAGAGGGAGAAACCCUCACCUCCAUCUUUCAGUCUCCUCUUCGUCUGGUGAGGAAGGCCAAGAUGAAGUUAGUUGUGUGUCACGUGACCCUCUUGGAUGGGACCGAAUUCCCCUGUGAGGUGGAGAAACGUGCUAAGGGUCAGUACUUAUUCUUUAAGGUGUGUGAGCACCUCAAUUUACUGGAAAAAGACUAUUUUGGGCUGACCUACAAGGACAACCAUGAACAGAGGUGCUGGCUGGAUCCCACUAAGGAAAUCAAAAGACAGAUACGCAGUAACAACUGGCAGUUUGCAUUCAACGUCAAGUUCUACCCUCCUGACCCCUCACUGCUUACCGAGGACAUUACCAGGUACCUGUUAUGUCUCCAGCUCCGUGAAGAUGUGGCAUCAGGUCGACUGCCCUGCUCGUUUGUCACUCACGCUCUGCUGGGGUCAUACACGCUGCAGGCAGAGCUUGGUGACUAUGAGCCUGAACAACCUCGGCCACUGGACUACAUAAGUCAGCUGACGUUUGCACCCAAUCAGAACAAAGAGAUGGAGGAGAAGAUCCUUGAGCUCUACAUGUCCCACAGGGGAAUGACACCAGCACAGGCUGACUCCCAGUUUUUAGAAAAUGCCAAGAAGCUUUCGAUGUAUGGAGUGGACCUGCACCAUGCUAAGGAUUCUGAAGGUGUGGACAUCAUGCUAGGUGUGUGUGCCAACGGCCUGUUGGUCUACAAAGACAGACUUCGGAUUAAUCGUUUUGCCUGGCCCAAAAUACUCAAGAUUUCAUACAAGAGGAACAACUUCUAUAUCAAGAUCAGACCAGGAGAGGCGGAGCAGUUUGAGAGCACGGUCGGAUUUAAGCUCCCCAAUCACCGGUCUGCCAAAAGGCUGUGGAAAGUUUGUGUGGAGAAUCACAGUUUCUUCAGGUUAAACACACCAGAACCUCCUACCAAGGCCCGCUUCUUGACUUUGGGCUCCAAGUUCCGCUACAGCGGACGAACCCAGACCCAGACCCGCCAGGCCAGUUCACUCAUAGACCGACCUGCACCUACCUUUGAACGUACAUCAUCGAAACGCAUCAGCCGCAGUCUGGAUGGAGCACCAGUGAUUAGCAUAACUGAGGCUGGCAGGGACCUGGCCUCCUCUGCUGAGAAUGGACGCGAGCCCAACCUGGAGCUGCCAUCUGACUCUAAGGUUCAGGAGGUGGAGUUAAGCCUUGGUGAUGUGGAGGCCACGCCCACACAGUCCCAUGGACCCACCGAGCCUGUCCUGUCUCAGAGUCCAUUGAGAGUGCAUGGGGACAAUAUUUAUGUGAGACACAGUAAUUUAAUGUUGGAGGACCAUGAUAAGACCCAGGAAGAGGUCCUGAAACACCAGGCUAGCAUUAGCCAGCUAAAACGCUCCUUUAUGGAGGCGCCACCUCCCUCUCCUCCUCAGCCCAACCAGUGGGAGAAGCGUCUCACCUCCUCUCCCGCUACGACGCUACGUAUUCAGCAGCAACAGCAACAAGUGGUGAGUGUGGCCCAAACGGAAGCAGCUGCUGCCGAUAAUACGAACUCUGAUACCAAAGAACCUGGAAAGACGACUGAAGUUGAAAUCGAAGAAACCGUUGUCAUCCAAGAGGUUUCCAAGGCAACCAAACCCGGACAUGUCACAGUUACCAUGGCCCCCCCUGUCACCCCACCUGUUCAGCAGGAGGUGAGGGAGCAGGAGGUGAAGGCUGCAGAGGAGGCAGUGGCACUGGAGGAAGCAAAGGCAGGCAAGCAAGAGAGCAUUUCCUCAGAAAGUGAAAGUGAGGAAGAAGCAGAGUACCAUCCAAAUGUCGCUGCAUCCAUUUCUCACACACAAAUUCCAGAAGAGAAGGAGGAGGAGAUAGAAGAAGAGAAGAGAGAAGAGGAUAUGAAGGUGGAGAACUCCUACUCAACCCCAGACGCUGCUUCCCUUCCCACUGUAGCCAGCCAGUCUGCAGAGGCAGCUGCUGCAGAAGCAGAGGAGUCCAGGAGAGAGGAGGAGAGAGGGAAAAAGGAACGCGCAGAGGAGGAGGAGAGAGCAGAAGAGAGAGAGACAGAGGAAAGCACAGAAGAUCCAAUGGUGACACCUGACGAAACCCCCAAUGGCCACACCCUCUCUGAGGAGGGAACAGCUGCGUUGGUUGCUUUGGCAGAGGAAGAGAAGGAGCCAAAAAUGAAUGGAGAAACCUCGUUGGCUGAGGCAGAACCACGCCCACAGGUUAUUUGUUGCUCUGAGCCACCAGUGGUAAAAACGGAGAUGGUAACCAUAUCAGACACGUUUGCAGCCCAGAAAACUGAGAUAGCAACAAAAGAAGUGCCCAUCGUCCAUACGGAAACCAAGACCAUCACAUACGAAGCUGCACAGCUGGAUGGUAGUGCGGACGGUGAACCUGGCGUUUUAAUGACUGCUCAGACAAUCACCUCUGAAUCUCUGUGUACAACUACAACCACACACAUUACCAAGACGUUAAAGGGUGGCCUAUCAGAGACAAGGAUUGAGAAACGCAUCGUCAUUACCGGAGACGCUGACAUUGACCACGAUCAGGCAUUGGCCCAGGCCAUUAAGGAGGCAAAAGAGCAACACCCUGACAUGUCUGUCACCAGAGUGGUGGUUCAUAAAGAAACUGAGCUGGCUGAGGAGGAGGAUUGACUGAACUCAGAGCUGAAGGGCCCAUCGUGAUGGCUUUCUUUGUUGACGCUGAACGACCUUCAUCACCCUACGACAACCAUACUUGACUGACUGAGGAGGAGAAGAGGAGGGAAGACAGGAGCAUCAGAAGAGAGGAGGAAAGGAUGGAAGAGUAUAAGUCAACGAGAGGAGGGAGAGAGGCCGUCUCUUCCCAGUCAGUCCUCUUCAUGCAUCAGUGGUGCAUCUAAACCCCUCACUCCAAAAUGAAGAAAAAAAAAACAUGUCCUCACUCUUUCUGAAGGAAAAAAGAACCACUUUGUUAGCUUAACAUUUGUAGCGUGUUUUCAUUUUUUUUUUUACUAGUGCUUUUUCUUUCGUUGUUUGUUUUGCAAAAGAAAAAAGAAAAAAAAAAUAGAAGAUAGUGUAUCUGUCCUUUAUUGCUAUGAUUAAACUUGUAGGGAUGCACUGAUACAUUCCUGGUAUGAGAUGGGAUAGGGUGUACUGCUACCCAGUUUUAUUGUAUUGAUUUUGUUUUUUCACCUAUACUAAAAUCCAGUACCAGCAAAUUAUCUUGAUGUUUGACAUCAGACUAAUGUUGUUCUGUUCCGUAUUGUCUAGUAGACAUAACGUGACAUAACAUUGGUAUUUGAUAUUGAACAGUGCUUGAAGUCUAGUAUUUGGAAUCUGUAUCAGUGGUGAAAGGUGAUAUCUGUGCAUCCUUAACAAAAAAAAAAAAAAAAAAAAACAGCAGUCCUUAGAAUUCCAGCUCCCUUCCUUACUUAAUAUGGUGUAAGUAGACUGUGUCAAAAUCUAACGCAAUAUUGACAAAUUAUUGUUUUGCAGAAACAAUAAGCAAGAAAGAAACAAGGACACUCACAGUGGUUUUGGGCAUUUGGAUUGACCUCCUUUUUGAAGAUGUGACCAAAUCCAACAACCUGACUAGUAAGAAAACAGUCCUGGUCACAUGAAUCACAGGGAGAACCAGUUGUGUCAAAUUCAAAUGUUAAAACAUUUUGUUAUUUUGUAUUUACACUGUAAUUACAGAAAUAAGGGAGCUGUCGUUAAAGGACUGCUGGAAAACCAAUCAACCAGGUUUUUGAGAAUUUGUUUUUUUAAAAUAGUUCUUAUUCAUCCACAUUCCUUGUGUGUUUACUAGCAGCUGGAAAGAAUUCAUUUUCAGUUCACAUUUUAACUCUAAAAGAAAUUUUUACCCAUUUGAAAAAAGAAUCCUUGAUCAAGCCAAUGAAGUUGAUAUUAAUUUACAAAUACAAUUAAUUGAUUAUUUAUUUGUCAGCGACUGCUCCAUCGUUGGUGUCAGGAUUAAAGAGUUUUAAUUUACUUUUAGAAUUCUUUUGUACUAUAACAAAACCAUUUGAACUAAAAAUGAAUCGACUUCAGAGCUGGUGUAUACAACUUUCUGUACAGUCAAGCUGAAAGUUAUUUGUUAAUGGGAGCAAUAGACAGCAUUUCAUUGGUCAAGCGCUUUCCCUGGGCCCACCCACUGUACGACACUAACCAUUCCUGUUGGGCCACAGGGAAAGCAAGGGAGCAGUAAGCAUUUUUUUUUUUUUUUUUUUUAAUUUCAAUUGGGAGAGAGGACCAGUAAACUGGUGGGUGACUGGGAGAUAGAGAUGGCGCUGUUUGGUUGAUCCACAGUACCAGUGACACACUCUACUCAGGAGUGGAAAAAGAAAUUGAGGUUUCACACUAUGGCAAGGGGCUGCUUCACAUGUUACUUUUCACCUGUACUGAAUUAAAACGGUUGAAUUUUUACAAAAAUGACAUUUGCGCUACAGUAUCAUUUUGAUUUUCCCACCAAAACACCAAUAGGACUAGGGCAAUUUUUGUAAUUUAGUGCUUUUGUCAUUAAAACUAUUCAGCUAUGGUUUUAUGCUUAAACCUUCACUGGAACCAAAACUGGAGCUGAAAUGGAGACAGGGGAGGCAAAUCUAAAUGACUGCAAAACACUCAUGAAAUCGGUCUGGAGUCUGGACCCUUCAUGAAAAUUUCUCACUUCUGCCUUUCUGCCGCCCCUCUGCAUCAGAGCCUGUGUGUCAUCAUAGUUCACUAUCUGAUUUCACUUCCAGCUUCAUACCAGAUCAGCUAAAUGAGCAGAACCACAAACCCUGCUAGGUACCAGACUGUCUGGGCUUGAAUUUAGCACGUCUUCAUCACUCCCAACUAUCUUGGGGUUCAAUCUGUUAUAUCGACCUGCAGCACUACCUUGCAGGAAUCUCUUGAGCAAGUCCAGAUAGAUGGCCACUGUGUUGAUUGGUUUGAGUGUGUGUAGGUAAAAAGGCUAUCUGGGCUCAUCUUAGUACAGUAUGUCAAGAUUCAUAUUUGACCUGACGCUGGCUGUGUUGUAACUGUUUCACUGCAGCCGAGUACUCUGCAACAGUUGUGUCAUUUCAUGUGUUUUUGGCCUGUUUAAAUGUGAAAAACAACAUGGUAAACUUCACUCUCCAACAAAGGCACAGCACUCUGAAACUGUUCAAUCAAGCUAUAUUCCGAACCGUUUUCACCGCAGCAAAACUGAAAUGAACUUUGCAACAGUUACAGCAUGACAGUAAAAACACAACCUAAAGGGAAGUGUAUCUAAGAGGGUUUGAAGUGCUCUUGAAAGCCCCAAAUGGAAUCUGUUGGCGUUUUAUUCAUUUUCUGUCUCCUAUAUCGCUGAAAAUGGUACGGUUUAAAAAAAAAAAAAAAAAAAAAAAAGUUUAAAAAAAUGGUCUUGUGUAAGUGAAUGUGGCAUUAAAUUUGUUAGAUUAAGGGGAAUUUACUUGGUCUAAUGUAUUUAGUUGACACAGAUUUUUUUUUUUUUUAAUCGUUAGCAGCCAAAAAAAAAAAAAAAGAAAAAGGAAAAAAAAAAGUAAACACAUUCCACGGAAUUCAACUGAUUCUUAGCAAAAAAGUGCCACAGAUAAAUGUAUAAAUAGGUCCGUUUGGGCCUGCCGAAAUUUGUCAGCACCCUCUUGUCUGGCUGGACCAUGUUAGAAAGUAGAGAUCAUAGCAUUUUGAAUUGGAGUAAAGAACAGAUUUUUUUUUUUUUUUUUUUAACUUGGUGCACAUUUCCCACAUAACACUGCUAUUCACUCUUAGUAAUCUACUGUCAAAAAUUCUUAAAUUUAAGGCCAUUUCUUAAUAACUUGAUAUAUGUAAUAGCUAUGGACUGAUAAUACUUAUUUCUCUGAAUAUUUCCUCCAAUUUGAAAUGUUAUUGUCUGGACUUUGGCCUCUCCAGACGGGUCAGGGUUUCUGUCUGUCACAGGCUUUCUAUUGGGAAACACUGGUCUGACCUCUACUAUGCAGUUAUGUGACAUUCCAGAGGGGGGAGCACUCACGUGUAAACCCCCCCUUUACAAAGAGACAAAAGAAAAGUAACGGAAAACAAACAAAACCGUGCAACACUAGGCAGCUUGGGAGCUUUCGCUGUUCCAAAAACUCUUUCCAAAAGCAUCGGUUAUAUCACAAAAAAAGAACCUAUAUUUGUAGAGAUGUUUUCUUUUGUUUUGUCUUUUUUUUUCAGUCUUACAAACUUUAUUUGUUGUCCUUUCUCUGUGAAACUGAACUAGUUGUUGAAAGGUGGGAUUUGUUGUGCCCCCUCUUGGAUAUUUUUAAUAUAUUUCAGAGUGUUUUUUUUUUUUGUUUUUUUUUUUGACAACUUAAGAAAAAGGAACACCACUAUGAAUCAAAUUUCUGCCACCGUUUCCUGUUUGUACUUGUAGCCUCAGGCGUUACCUCUGUCACGGGGCUUCAGCUCUGGUUGAAGCAGUCACAGGAGCUUUGGGGCCCUGAGGGCAGGUGAUUCAAAAUAUUAGUGGCUUUUUUCUCUCUCUCUCUCUAAAUCAUCUUGAGGUUUCUAUCACAACCUCAAGAAAACUUUUACUGAAGUUAAAGACGACUCUUAAGAAAUGAAAGAUAAAACAGAGCCAUGCGUAGACACACUGACUGGUUGCCCGCUCAGCUCCAUGAUGUUGCUCCAUGGAUAAGUAACUGAUGAUUCUAUGCCAGCUGAUUAUAAAAAUGUCAGGGAUCUCAACUUGAUGACAUUAUGGAGAGCACUGUUAAAUAUUUGUAGCCAACACUUCUUAUUUAUAGAAGGGGGUAACACCAUGGUGCCCUUAACGUAUUCAGCUGCUACUCCUUUCACAACCAUGUCACGCUCUCUCUAUCUAUGGCUCUGGCUUUAGAGGAAGUAGUAAAAAAUUUUAAAAAGCGAAUGGUAAUCGAAAUAGUUAUGUUCUUACAUUUGUUUCUUGCAGUUCUAUCUUAAGCUUUGUACCACAGUACGCCUGGACGAGACAGUGUAAUUUAAUUUUAUAAUUUAUACAUAUUCUGUGCACAUCGUACGACUAACUUCAACAAAACAACUCUGUACAAACGGAAUUUGGGAAACUAACCACCCUCAUUGGCUAAUAUGGGAAGCUCUGGCCAAUCGGCUCCAGAGUGGCCCGGUAGCAGCCUGCCCCAGGGUUUCCUCAGUCUGCCAAUGAUCACCAGUAGGUGUUUUCUAUCUAGCUUCUUAAUUGUGUCGUGUGCCCCACCCCCACUCCCCACACACACAGCCACUCCUUCCCUGUGUAACACUGUUUAAAUAAAGGAUUGUUAUACUCUGAAA
Myripristis murdjan (pinecone soldierfish) is the source of this 7947-nucleotide messenger RNA. It is a transcript of the gene epb41l2, whose product is annotated as erythrocyte membrane protein band 4.1 like 2. Lineage: Eukaryota; Metazoa; Chordata; Actinopteri; Holocentriformes; Holocentridae. The record is from RefSeq and is a predicted model, not a curated record. The coding region runs from base 172 to 3351 and encodes 1059 amino acids. Gene Ontology annotation, biological process: cortical actin cytoskeleton organization; actomyosin structure organization. Gene Ontology annotation, molecular function: structural molecule activity; actin binding. Gene Ontology annotation, cellular component: plasma membrane; cytoskeleton. The transcript has 25 exons.